AUCUCUCUGUUUCUCUCGAAAGCCAAAAUGCAUGGCUACACGUUUGGUUGCUCACUUGUUCAGUCAUUGAGAAAACUCAAACUCCUCUCCCUCUCCGAUCCUCUCACUUUCCCAUUCUUCCAUUUCCAUUCAACUAAAAUUCAGCAUUCUCGUGUUGGGUAUCAAAUCAUGAAUUUGAAUAAUGAUUCCCAUUUCAAUUCCAAAUACGGAUCAACUUCUUCUUCUUCUUCUAGGGCGGCGAUGGUGUAUCAAGUCCCCGGAGGACUGAGUUCAGACGAAAUGGACCGAAUUGCCGGACACACCAUUCAAAGAUACACUGACUCGCAUUCGCAUUCGCGUUCAAUUUCACAGAGAAGUGGUAAGGGAAUCGCCAUUGUUUGGUUCAGGAAUGAUUUGAGGGUAUUGGACAAUGAGGCUUUGUUCACUGCCUGGUCUUCCUCUGAGGCCGUUUUGCCCUUGUAUUGUGUUGAUCCUCGACUUUUUCAUACCACCCAUUACUUUGCCUUUCCUAAAACUGGAGCUCUGAGAGCACAAUUUCUCAUUGAAUGCUUGGCUGACUUAAAAAAUAAUUUGAUGAAGCUGGGCCUAAACUUGCUCAUUCAACAUGGAAAACCUGAAGAUAUUAUCCCUUCGCUUGUGAAAGAAUUUGGAGCGCACACAGUGUAUGCCCAAAAAGAAACAUGCAGUGAGGAGGUCAAUGUUGAGAGAUUGGUUAGCUGUAGUUUGCAACAGGUGGCGCUUGCCUCACCUCUAGGGCCAUCCACCCGCCCGACUCCCACAAAUAAUGCUAAACUACAAUUGGUUUGGGGUGUUACUAUGUACCAUGUAGAUGACCUCCCAUUUGAUAGCAGUUGUUUACCAGAAGUUUAUACUCAGUUUCGUAAGUCUGUUGAAUCCAAGUCCAAGAUACGAGGUUGCAUUAAGCUCCCAUCAUCACUUGGUCCUCCGCCCAACAUUGGGGAUUGGGGAUGUGUGCCUUCACUUAGUCAGCUUGGGCUUCAAGAGGGAAAGGUCAACAAUGGAAUGAGAUUUGUGGGUGGUGAAACCGCAGCACUGAGUAGAGUAAAUGAAUAUUUCUGGAAAAAGGAUUUGCUGAGAAUGUACAAGGAAACACGGAAUGGGAUGUUAGGACCUGAUUACUCAACAAAAUUUUCCCCAUGGCUUGCUUCGGGCAGCCUCUCUCCUCGUUUCAUAUAUGAAGAGGUAAAGAGAUAUGAAAAGGAGAGACAAACAAAUGAUUCCACAUAUUGGGUCUUGUUCGAAUUGAUCUGGAGGGAUUACUUCCGGUUCCUAUCAAUCAAAUAUGGAAAUUCUCUUUUCCAUAUAGGUGGUCCAAGAAAAGUGAAGACGAGAUGGAGCCAAGACCAGCUCUUGUUUGAGUCUUGGAGAGAUGGCUGUACUGGGUACCCUCUCAUAGAUGCUAAUAUGAAAGAAUUAUCAAUGACUGGCUUCAUGUCAAAUCGAGGGAGACAGAUUGUAUGUUCCUUUCUUGUUCGAGAUAUGGGAAUUGAUUGGCGAAUGGGAGCUGAAUGGUUCGAGACAUGCCUUCUGGAUUAUGACCCUUGUUCCAAUUAUGGUAAUUGGACAUAUGGAGCAGGCGUUGGGAAUGAUCCAAGAGAAGAUCGUUACUUCAGUAUUCCUAAACAAGCCCUAACAUAUGAUCCUGAAGGGAAGUAUGUAGCAUACUGGUUACCUGAGUUACAAGCACUUCCAAAAGAGAAAAGGAACUUCCCUGGGCAUUUAUACAUUAAACAAAUUGUACCUCUCAAAUAUGGGAACUCUCACAGGAAUAGAAACUCUGAUUCGGAAGGAAAAGGAAAACACAUGAAAGGUUACAAGAGGUAAGAGAAGAAGACUUGUUACUUCAAUGUCAUGUGGAAUGAAGAUCAAUGACUUACCUUGACCCUAGCUAUUUGAUAUCCAAAAGAAUAGAAGAAGUAAAAAGUAAAGAGGAAUGCUCUGAUUAUUCGAGGAGACUUGUACUGUUAUUCUGUUAUGUAAUGGUUGUUUAUGUCUUCUGUAUUAGAUUCUGAUUUGUUGUCUAUGCUAAGUGCUUGGGUUGUAGGACUAGUUUUUUCCCUAGUGUUGUGGUGAGGGAUUUGGUUUGGUAACUUUGGUUGGGGAAGUUGGUUUGUUUUGGUUGUUGGACUUGUUUUUUUUGAACCCCCAUCCCAACAUUCCCCUCCUCCCACAUCUGACCCAGUGUCAGGUGGGCGAAUUGGGAAAUUUUCAUUGACAAAUUAAAUCUUAUUUCUAUCAUAUUUGUAGGCUAAAUUUUACUA
Camellia sinensis is the source of this 2282-nucleotide messenger RNA. The record is from RefSeq and is a predicted model, not a curated record. Lineage: Eukaryota; Viridiplantae; Streptophyta; Magnoliopsida; Ericales; Theaceae.